ACAUUUCCAUGUUUAUUUUGCAGAUGUUGAAAUGCUUGCGAGUAAGCCAUUAUUCAUUUACUACAUGAAUGAUGGUAUUUAUGGUUCAUUUGCCUGUAAACUGUGUGACUUCACAGUUGUACCUCAGGUUCAUAAGAACUACAAGGCAGAUGCACCACUAUUUAUGAGUAGCUUAUGGGGUCCAUCCUGUGAUGGUCUAGACCAAGUUGUGGAUCAUUAUCUUCUGCCAGAGCUGGAUGUUGGUGACUGGAUCAUCUUUGAAAACAUGGGAGCCUUUACCUUAGGAGAGCCAUCUGACUUUAGUGAAUUCCAAAAACCACCUGUUUUCUGUUUUAUAUCUAUCAGUGACUGGUAUGAGAUGCAAGACGCUGGUGUAACCUUGGACACAUUCAUAAAUUACUACGUUGUGCCUUUUCAGCUGAGCCAAGAUGAUUGCUUUUCCACUGCUGCUUAAUCUGGAUGAAAUGCUUUCAAUUAUUUAAACCCUGCAGUUCAGUAUCUUGUCUGGUCUACAUUCCAAAGUGGAAGAGACUGGAGAAAUCUUGAAUUCAGCUGUAAUUUAAUCUGAUCACUUGAAAGAGAUUAGUUACUUGGGACCAGGCUGUCAUUUUACAGCUUGUAAAUGCUCAUGUUGGACAGAGUAACAUGUCUAGAAUGAAACCUGCAGUCUAGUGUCUCAGAUUUCCCCCAUAUGUAUGAAUAAUAAAAUAUGCAACAAAAUGGAUGACUUAGUAGAGAUGGAAGCCCUAUCCCUGGAUUCCCUACUAAACAGUUUACAUACAAGUAUACAGGUUUUUAUACUGAGGAUUCCUGUUAGCUUUGUAAAGUCAUUGUCUUUGUAUUUCCCUAAGUUGUAGCAGUUUGUGGAGAAGUACAAGUCCCUCAAACGUGUUUAGUAUGUAUGUAUAUAUAUAUAUAUAUGUGUGUGUGUGUGUGUGUGUGUGUGUGUGUAAAUUUGUGCUUUGAUCAGUAGUUUAAUAAAUGUUAGAUUGCAUCAUAAUUGUGGUAUUACACAUUGUAGCCGCUGUAUGAUGGCAAUAAAUAUCUGUGGAUUUUACUUAUUUGUUAAUGAAACAUUAAAGGGCUUUCUUUGUGUGA
Molecule: messenger RNA, 1098 nt
Organism: Protopterus annectens (West African lungfish)
Lineage: Eukaryota; Metazoa; Chordata; Ceratodontiformes; Protopteridae
Product: antizyme inhibitor 1-like
Exons: 3
Coding region: 32-454 (140 amino acids)
Biological process (GO): negative regulation of protein catabolic process; positive regulation of polyamine transmembrane transport
Cellular component (GO): cytoplasm
Molecular function (GO): ornithine decarboxylase activator activity; ornithine decarboxylase activity
Source: RefSeq, a predicted model, not a curated record